AUGAACGCCGUCCGCAACCUCUUUCCUCAUCCCCACACUUUCUUCCCCAGCCAUUCUCGACAGACCAGCAAUACUAGUAAGCCGUACCAUCAUCUCCCAGGAUGGUAUUAUCGUCCAGAAUCUGCUACGUCGCCUAUCACACUCUCGUCCGAAGAAUUGAAUAGCUCUCCACGACGACGACAAAGACAGCAGAGAAAUGGUUCUGAAUACAAUCCUAGCUUAUCUUUCAACAAAGGGGAAAGUACAAGAAGCGGAAGGAGAAAUGAAGUGGAUUUUUCAAGACGUGGAAGGACUGAAAACUUUUCAAAAAGAUACGGUGAAGGAAAUGGGGUCUUCUCAGCUACACCAAAUGGCAGGAAGGGUAUUGAGAAUAUGGGAAGGGAGAGAGAAGUGGGAAUGGAAAUGGAGAUUCAGAGGAGAAUCGAUGGGAUAAUAGAAUUGCAGGACGCGAUAUCUCGAGAGCAGGAUAGGAUUGAGGAUGAGUGGAUGUUUCUUGAGAGGGCGUGGGAGGUCUUGGGAGAAAGUAGGGAUGCAGAGAGGGAGAGGGAGAGAGACUUCAAAGAGUGGAUAUUGGCGGAGAGGAUUUUGAAUGGAGGAAGUGGUCGAGUUGGAAAUGAUCGUCGGUACGGAGGGUGGAAUGAAGGGAGAUGGGAGGAUAUGGAUGCUGGCAGUCCGGAUACGAGGAGAUUGUAUUAG
This is a messenger RNA of Botrytis fragariae, 696 nucleotides long. RefSeq lists its product as uncharacterized. Lineage: Eukaryota; Fungi; Ascomycota; Leotiomycetes; Helotiales; Sclerotiniaceae. The transcript has a single exon. The record is from RefSeq and is a predicted model, not a curated record. Bases 1 to 696 code for a protein of 231 amino acids.